AUGACCUCAACAGAGUUACCUGAAACUACCACUUUAGAAUCAUUGCUUUCCAGAUUUGAGACUUUGAAGUCGAAGAGACAAGAGACUGUACGAUUAAAUAAAUUAGAAGUAUCUCAAGAUAUUCGCUUGCAAAAGUUAAAUUCAUUACAAUCUCGAGGCAAAUCUAUCGAUGCCGAUCAAAGCACCAGAAAUGAUUUGGAUGAAAAAGAUAGAUUGAUGGAAUAUACCAUUGAAGAAUGUGAGAAAUGGCAAGAAAAACAACAAAGAAAAGCAAAUAAUGGAAUACAAGAUCAAAAUAAAUUAGCAGAGUCUUCAUAUUAUAAAGAAAUUAGUGCUAUUAAAAUAGAUAAGGAAGCUUAUAGGUUACUGAAGGAAAAUGAAAUCAAGGGUAUCAGUCCUAAUGAUUCUCCAAUAAAUGACGCCAAAGAUGAAGUGAGUAAAUUGAUGAAAGAGUCAAAAGAUCGAAAAUUUAACAAGAAGAAAAGAGGUAGAGAUGAAGCGGAUGAAAAUGUUGGAAAUUACAUCAAUGAAAAGAAUAGGCAGUUCAAUAUGAAACUAAAUAGGCAGUAUCAAUAA
Molecule: messenger RNA, 576 nt
Organism: Lodderomyces pseudojiufengensis
Lineage: Eukaryota; Fungi; Ascomycota; Pichiomycetes; Serinales; Debaryomycetaceae
Exons: 1
Coding region: 1-576 (191 amino acids)
Source: RefSeq, a predicted model, not a curated record